GUCGUCCACUUUGCUUUUAUUCGUGCAGCGGUACCUUUCACUCAAACACUUCCUGUAACGCUGAAGGUCUCAAGCAGCAGUCAUGUCGAAUCCAGCUCGCGUGCUGUACCUGCUGGUGGACGGCAUUGGUGAUGUCUCCAUCCCCGCCUUUGGGGACCGCACGCCGCUUGAGGUGGCGCACACACCUCACCUAGAUGCCCUAGCCGCCGGCGGCCUGAACGGACUGCUUGACCCAGUGGAGCCGGGGCUGGCGUGCGGCAGCGACACGGCCCACAUGUCCAUCUUCGGAUACGACCCCCGCAUCCACUACCGCGGCCGCGGCGCAUUCGAGAGCAUGGGCGCGGGCAUUGCCAUGGCUCCCGGUGACAUCGCAUUCAAAUGCAACUUCGCCACCCUGGACACAGCCAGCGGCAUAGUGACGUCGCGGCGGGCGGACCGGCACUUUGAGCACUUGGGGCCCACCCUGUGCGCGGCGCUGGACGGUCUGGCCGUGCCCGGCUACCCCGGCUACCGCGUCACUGUGCGCUACGCCACUGAGCACCGCUGCGGCGUGGCGGUGAGCGGCCCCGGGCUGAGCGACGCGGUGGGCGACACGGACCCGCUCAAGGACAACCUGCCGCUGAGGAAGUCGGAGCCCACAGAUGACUCGCCAGAGGCGGCCUUCACGGCAGGCCUGGUGAACGCGCUUUCAGACGCGAUUUGCGGGGUGCUGGAGACGCACCCCAUCAACGACCAGCGUCGGGCGUCGGGCGAGGCGGUGGCCAAUGUGGUGCUGCUGCGCGGCUGCGGCUCGCGCAUCCGGGUGCCGUGCUUCCGCGACAAGCACCACAUGCGCGGCUGCCUGGUGGCGCCCACCAAGAUCAUUGCAGGCCUGGGCCUGUCAUUCGACAUCGACUCGCUGGAGGCGCCCGGCGCCACCGGCAGCUACAACAGCAACCUGUCUUCCAAGGCCACCACCAUCUGCGCCGCGCUGACCGGCGCCGUCUCCUCGCCCGAACAGCAGCUGCAGGCCAUGGAGCUGAGCAAGGAGAAGGAGGAGAAGGAGGAGGAGCCGCAGCCGCCCGUGCUGACGGCGGAGCAGUGCGCCAACCCGGGGCCGGGCGGCGGCGGGUACCAGUUUGGGUUCGUGCACGUCAAGGCGGUGGACGACACGGGGCACGACCGGAUGGUGGGGUUCAAGGUGCGCUUCCUGGAGGCUGUGGACAAGAUGGUUGGGCAGAUGCUGCGGCGGCUGUGGGAGGCGGAGGCGGCGGGCCGGGGUCGCUACGUGGUAGUUGUGUCGGGCGACCACUCCACGCCGGUGCUAUUCGGCGACCACUCCAAUGAGCCGGUGCCGUUCGUCAUCUGCAACGUGCGGCAUGCCGUUGAGGCGCUGGGCGGGCCCGCCCACAUCACCAAGGUGCCGCUGGCGCCCAUCCACAUGCCCGACGUCAAGGGCACGCCGCCCAAACCCGAGGACCUGUGCAAGCAGGCCGUGUUCAAGGACGCCCGGCGCAAGGCCUCCUGGGCGGGGCGGCCCUGGGACCCCGCCAUGCCGCCCGAGCUGUUCGGCCCCUGGCGCGACCCCUGGCCUACCUGCGUGCGCGGCGACCCGGUGCGCUGCUACGACGAGGUGUCGGCGGCGCGCGGCGGGCUGGGCCGCUUCCCCGGCAGUCAGGUCCUAAUGCUGGUGAAGCAGUUUGCGGGAGUGACGCCACUGGGCGCGGCGGGGGCAGGGCAGAGCGCGGGGCCAUAAGCGACUGGGCAGCACUGGCACCUGCCGUGGGGGCUGUAGCGGCCUAGCGGGUGUCGAUUUGGUGUGGAGGUUGUUGCGUUACGCAGAUAUAGUGCGAUAGUAGGUGUAGUUUCAGAGGGUACGAGCUACCCCGCCGUGUCCGGCGCCGGGUUAUGAAGGCACAAGUGCAGAGCGGCGAUGACAAAUCAGGGGUACUGAGGUGGUGUUGGCGGCUGGACUGGGUUUGGUGGAGGAAGGUGCAA
Chlamydomonas reinhardtii is the source of this 1977-nucleotide messenger RNA. RefSeq lists its product as uncharacterized. Gene Ontology annotation, molecular function: metal ion binding. The transcript is spliced from 9 exons. The coding region runs from base 83 to 1735 and encodes 550 amino acids. The record is from RefSeq and is a predicted model, not a curated record. Lineage: Eukaryota; Viridiplantae; Chlorophyta; Chlorophyceae; Chlamydomonadales; Chlamydomonadaceae.